GCUCCGAGGUCCGAGGGAUGAACCCUACAAAACCCAACAAGCAACAGUUAAUAGCCCUGUAUUUGGCUUUGACAGCCAUGGAAUCCACUCUAUGCAACUUGAAUAGAAAUAAUGUCUUCUCAGUCAAUCCGUCGGCUUCUGGUCGCGAACAGAGGCGAAAUUGCUGUUCGCAUCCUUCAGGCUGCACGUGAGCUUUCACCAUCAAUUGAAACAUUUGCUCUCUAUACAGAGGAUGACCGUUCUCACUGCGAUAUUGGUCGUCCCCAUCAUGCCGUGCAAGUGCCGUCCGCGGAGGCCUACUUGGACAUCUCACUGCUCAUUAAUCUGAGCCGUGAAUAUAACAUUGACACUGUGCAUCCCGGAUAUGGCUUUCUGAGUGAGAGUGCAGAAUUUGCCAGUCAUAUGCAUAAUGCUGGGGUUACUGUCGUCGGUCCUGGAUCGGAGAUUCUAGCCCAUACAAGCGAUAAACUCAAAGCGAAGCAGCUAGCAACGCAAUGUAGCGUCCCCAUACUACCAGCUAUGCCCAGCCCUACGGCUGAUCUGGAAGAGAUACAGGCAUUUGCGCAGCAGGUUGGUUACCCUGUCAUGAUCAAGGCGGUUGAUGGGGGAGGAGGGCGAGGUAUCCGCUUGGUGCGACAGGAAGAUAAGCUGGAGAGUGCCGUACGAGGAGCAAUGAGCGAGUCGCCAUCACAAACAGUGUUCGUGGAACAAGCCGCUGUGAAUGGGUUUCACCACCUUGAGGUUCAAAUCGUGGGCGAUGGUUCUGACGUGUGCCAUCUAUGGGAGCGUGAUUGUAGCUUGCAGCGUCGUUUCCAGAAGGUCGUUGAAUUUGCUCCAUCUCUUAUGAAAGACCGCACUGUGGUGAAGCAAGCAGUGAACGCUGCCAUUCGCAUGGCAAAGGCAAUCAGGUACCGGUCUCUGGGAACAGUCGAAUUUCUAGUCCAUGAACAGAAAAGCGAGUUUUACUUCCUCGAGAUCAACCCUCGCCUGCAGGUAGAGCACACCAUUACUGAGAACAUCACCGGCGUGGACUUGGUGCAGACACAACUACAACUUGCCAUGGGGUUUUCCCUAGCUCAAGUUGGAUUGUUGAACAGCCGUCCAGUCCAGACACGCGGCCACUCUAUGCAACUGCGGCUCUGCGCCGAGGAUCCAGGUAAAGAUUUUUCUUUGAGUAUAGGGAAGAUCACCAAGUUCAUCGUGCCCAAUGGCCAUGGUAUCCGGGUUGACACCCAUGUUGAUAUGACUGGGUCCAAUCCUGUUAUCGUGGGAGCGAAUUUUGAUAACUUGUUAGCAAAGAUUAUUGUCACUGCGUCUAGUUGGGAGGCAGCCGUCUCGAAAGCUCGGCGAGUAUUAGCGGAUAUACAAAUAUCUGGUGUGCAGUCAAACUUGAAUCUCUUGCGCGGGAUCAUUUCUCAGGAUAAUAUUUUGACUGGAGAGAUCGAUACACAAUGGCUGGAAAGGCACCUUGGGCGGGUGAUUCAAGCAGGAGAGGCGAUCGCCCAAUCUGUCCGCCGUGAAGAGCCUACGCAGCUGUUUUAUUCUUUCGGAAUGCCUGGUGUUUCAUCAUCGAAUCUCCUGUUUCGUCCUGGGGACGCCUGGUCAAUCACCCUGGAGCCCCUGGAGCCCCUGGAGCCCUUGGGGACCUUGGAACAGCAGCAGCAGCAGCACCAUUUACAACUUACUCGAGUUUUACAGAAUGAUUUCCCUUCUUCCAUGGCCGCAGAGAUUAAAUAUACCACAUCUUCUUCUGCCACAGCCUAUCGGUUACAUCUAGCAAGCACGUCUAGCACUGCAUCUGCUAUAGUUUCAUCUUCUCACCGCCGUGGAGAUGUUCGUAACGCACGUCACAUCGUGCUUCCUCUAUCGGGGAAGCUGAUCGAGGUUUUGGUAACAGUUGGGGAUCAGGUGGCGGAAAAUCAGGUAGUGGCAUUUGUUAAGCAGAUGAAGAUGGAACUUGAGGUACGAAGCCCGCGAGCCGGUCAAGUACAAUGGGCGUACAUAAUGGAGGAAGAGGAAGAGGACGUGGCAGAGGGAAUGCUGCUGGUAGAGCUAGAGGAGGAACUCCGGGGUAAACUGUAAAUGCGUUUCACAGAACUAUGUAGUGACAUAUUUUUCUGGCGAGCGUGUGUUG
Aspergillus alliaceus is the source of this 2134-nucleotide messenger RNA. RefSeq names its product putative pyruvate carboxylase. Bases 112 to 2082 code for a protein of 656 amino acids. The transcript is spliced from 2 exons. Gene Ontology annotation, molecular function: ATP binding; metal ion binding. The record is from RefSeq and is a predicted model, not a curated record. NCBI's taxonomy places the organism in Eukaryota, Fungi, Ascomycota, Eurotiomycetes, Eurotiales, Aspergillaceae.